This is a messenger RNA of Arctia plantaginis, 1080 nucleotides long. Lineage: Eukaryota; Metazoa; Arthropoda; Insecta; Lepidoptera; Erebidae. The record is from the annotation of a GenBank genome assembly.
AUGUCUUAUAAUCCUAAUUUUUAUAAUAAGUUUCGUAGAAAUAAUGCUACAUUCCAUCAUAAUUUUCGACCACAUUUUGUACCACCCCCACCUGCACCGCCGCCAUUUUUUAUUCCUCCAACUCUGUCAUCAGAAAAUAUCCCAACCGACCAGGAGUUUUUAAAAGGCUUUGAGCCCCAUAUUUCUGUUGGGAAAAGCCCAGUCCACAAUAAAAAAAUAUCCAUAUCUGAAGUUCGAGAGAAACUGCACACAAUAAUUUUGUCUCUAAACAAUUUGAAAGCAAAAGACAAAAUGUUGACAGAAAAUAUCAGUAAACUUUCUGAUGAAGAAUGGAGUUCACAUUUUAAGCAAAUUGAAGAGAAGAAAGCCUUUAUUGAUUCCACAUUGACACAGAUCAAGGGUCCUAGUUUAGAUGUUUUGCAGAAGCUUUUAGCAAAAAGAGUAGCGAAGAGGUUGCGUCUGAAAAGAGUGCGCUCUGAAAUUAAAAAAGAAAAGGAAGAUAAGUGGAAGGAACAAAAAGAAAGAUCCAGAAAAAUUGAUGAGAACUUGCAAAGGAUAAAAGAUGACAUCAUUAGAGCUCAACAGGAACAAGAAGCAAAGCUAGAAGCCGAUGUGGUGUUGAAAGAAGUUAUGCGUAAGAAGAAUGAUGCCAAGAAGUGUAUAAUGAAACUGGACCUGUUAGUAAAGCUUCGCAAGGCGAGGCAGAACACUGCAAAGGGCAGAGGAGAAACUGUUCCUGAGAGUGAAACUGUUGCGUUUCAUGCUGGCAUUGAGACACUGAAGGUUGAAUGGACUUACAAACUCUCUGCUUAUGAAGCUGAAGAAAUUGAACUACGUGCUAAGCUUAAAGAGGAUUCUGGCCAACAGGAUAUGCUUACAAACGCAACAGAGAAGGAAGUUGCAAACAAUUUGGUGAAGUGGAGGGAAACACUCUUUGGUGGGCAAUUGCCUCAGGUGGAUUUAAGAGGGGAUGUUACGAGAUUUAUAGCUGUCAGAUCACAGUGGGAUCAGUAUGUAAGUAGUGAAGGUACCGCACUGCCUAUAGGAUGGGUGCCCCCUGCGAAAAAGGUUGACAGCUAG